GGAAAACUGACCAGGCAUUAACUCCAGAUAUUGUUUCUUAUUUUGUUGUGGGAGUUCGGCUGCAGCACUCCAUUGGUCUCGUUUCCUGUUGACCUAGGGCGCCUCAUAAAUAGACUGCAUCCUUGUGCAGUCAAGGACUUCCUGACGACCUCAAACAUGACGUUCACCACAUUCAACAUGUUGGCGGGAGUCGCUGGCUUCGCGCAGUUGGUUUCUUCGCUGGUACUCACUGAUGUAUAUCGCCUUGCAACCUCUAAAUACUGCCUUCAUGCACCCGGCACACUUACCGCUGGAGUUCAAGUUCAAGCCAUUGUAUGCCAUGCUGGGAGGACUGACCUCAUAUUGGCGCUCGAGUUAUUAGAGGGUAGAACACAGCCCCAAGAUCCGGGAUUCCUUCACUCGCAAGCAGAUCCUUCGUUUUGCAUGCAAGACUCUACAGACAAGGUUACAUGGGAGACGUGUGACAUAAAGAAAACAGCACAAGCUUGGGAAGAGAUCCAAGUAGAUCCAAAACAAGUUCGCUACAGGAGCAUGUCUUCGGGAAAUUGCACCAGUCCCGCCCUACCGCAAAAUGACUUCUCCCUGCUCAACAGUACCGCUGUAGCCAACGCUUCUCCACCUGUUUACCCUAUGCUGUUGAAACCCUGCGCGGAAGCAAUCACUUAUACGUUCAUAUCUCCCGAAAAUCUUGGUGCGAUGUUCCCUCUGCCUGCUCCUACCGGCGCUCCUACUACGCCCCCAUCACCUACUCCGUCUGUCCCGGUCCAGGUUCCGGGCGAGGCGAGACCUCAGAAUGGUGACUGCCAUUAUGUUUAUUCCUUGCCCAACAUGGGCUUGGGACUCUACUGGACCUAUCAGGCCAGUGAUAAUGGCACAUACACCUUGGCGCGCGCGAGCUUACCUUCCAAAAUGUCAAUGAUCCUCAAUCCCUUUUCCAUCUUACGGGAUACUUUGCGGUUGAGCGCUUACUCGACACGACCGAUACCUUCAGAUUUCGGUUGGGAACCCGAUGCAUAUCCGUAUCCGAAGCACCGGAUGAGCGUCUGGAGAUGAUAGCCUGCGCUAUUCCCCAAAAAUCCGUCACCACUGCCUCGCCGCAAUUCCUCGCACAAACGUUCAAACUCGAUUGUGUUUCCUCUAACACAUUGGACUUGAGUGAACCCCUGCUGUGCUCAAUCCAGACUGCUAAAGGACAAUGCAGCAAAGCCGAAUUUAGUACUGUGUCAGCAAAUGUCAGUUACCCUUUGAAGCCCGUUCUUCCAGUAGCCAGCGGCCGACUUGAUUGUCCGAAACAAUAUUUUCUUUCACCUCUUCCAAACAAAUGCUGGGCUGACAUGUUGUCGGAUCCCUCCACGACUCUUGCUCCAAGUGUCCCUCAGGCUCCGACGGCCUCUGCUGCGACAGGAUUACGUAGACUAGUUAGAACCACGGGACGUUGCUACAUUACUGUUGCCGUGGUCUUCUUCAUUAUGGCAACACUCUUUUAUAUUUAGAGCCGCAACACCUAUAACCAAUAGAUUACGGAUUAUUUCAA
Spizellomyces punctatus DAOM BR117 is the source of this 1534-nucleotide messenger RNA. RefSeq lists its product as uncharacterized. The record is from RefSeq and is a predicted model, not a curated record. The transcript is spliced from 7 exons. NCBI's taxonomy places the organism in Eukaryota, Fungi, Chytridiomycota, Chytridiomycetes, Spizellomycetales, Spizellomycetaceae. Bases 157 to 1053 code for a protein of 298 amino acids.